Pyrus x bretschneideri (Chinese white pear) is the source of this 2866-nucleotide messenger RNA. Its product is annotated as CO(2)-response secreted protease. Gene Ontology annotation, molecular function: serine-type endopeptidase activity. Gene Ontology annotation, biological process: proteolysis. NCBI's taxonomy places the organism in Eukaryota, Viridiplantae, Streptophyta, Magnoliopsida, Rosales, Rosaceae. The record is from RefSeq and is a predicted model, not a curated record.
UUAUAUAAGCAAACUUUCCAAAGAACUCAACCAUACAUUAUUGCUUUGCCAAACCAAUUCACUUAAUUGAUCAGAAGAAGAAGCACAAGCACUCACAUUCGCAGAUUCAGCUGCUUCCAUGACUAAUUCCCUGGUUAUUCUCCUUCUCCCUUUUCUCUCUCUACCUUGCUUUUUCCUCUCUCUCUCUGGUGCCACCAUCACUACUACUUCAACUCAGAUUCCCAAGCAUCAUGUGGUUUAUAUGGGAAGCUCAUUCUCAAAUGGAAAUGCAAGAGAUAAUGGAGCUGAUGAAGCUGCAGAAUCUGCUUAUUUGCAAAUGUUGUCAUCCAUUAUUCCAAGCCAUGAGAUUGAGAGAAUAUCUGUAAUCCACAAUUAUAAUCAUGCUUUUAGAGGAUUCUCUGCCAUGCUUACAGAAACUGAAGCUUCUAUUUUAUCAGGCAAUGAUGGUAUCGUCUCAAUCUCGGACUCAAUGCUCCAACUACAUACAACUCGUUCUUGGGAUUUCUUGGAGUACGGAAUUGGCCAGGCCAUUAAAGAAAAAUAUCUGCACCCAUCAAGUGAUGUUAUAAUUGGGAUGAUAGACACAGGGAUAUGGCCUGAGUCUCCGAGCUUCAGUGAUGAGGGAAUUGGUGCAGUCCCUUCAAGAUGGAAAGGAGUCUGUAUGGAAGGCUCGGACUUCAAGAAAUCUAAUUGUAAUAGAAAGUUGAUAGGUGCAAGAUACUAUAAUGUUCCGGUGACAACAAAUGGUGACCAGAGCCAUUUAGCCAGUACCAGUGGCUCACCAAGAGAUUCUGUCGGCCAUGGAACUCACACUGCAUCCAUAGCAGCCGGUGUGCAAGUUCCCAAUGCCAGUUACUAUGGCUUGGCACAAGGUACAGAGGGAGGCUCACCGUCAGCUAGGAUUGCAUGCUACAAGGCAUGCUUGGAUGUUGGUUGCUCUGGUGCCACCAUAUUGAAGGCUAUCGAUGAUGCAGUUAGAGAUGGAGUAGACGUCAUAUCUAUUUCCAUUGGGAUGAGCUCACUGUUUCAGUCUGACUACUUAAAUGACCCCAUAGCCAUUGGAGCAUUUCACGCUGAGCAAAUGGGAGUGAUGGUAAUUUGCUCUGCUGGAAAUGAUGGUCCCAAUCCUUACACUAUUGUAAACACAGCGCCAUGGAUCUUCACCGUUGCAGCUUCUAACAUUGAUAGGGAUUUCCAAUCUAAUAUCAUUCUUGGAAAUGGGAGAACAUUCACUGGUUCUGCCAUCAAUUUCUCCAAUCUCACUCGUUCAAAAACAUAUCCCCUUGUAUUUGGAAAAGAUGCCGCUGGCAUUAACACGCCUGUAUCGGAAGCAAGAAAUUGCUAUCCGGGAUCAUUGGAUCAAAAGAAAGUAGUUGGCAAAAUAGUCGUUUGUGUUGAUGAUGACCCGGCUGUUUCACGGAGAACCAAGAAAUUAGUUGUUGCUGAUACUAAAGCCAAAGGGUUGAUUUUGAUUGAUGAAGCUGAGAAAGGUGUACCUUUCGAUUCAGGCAUUUUCCCAUUUACAGAAGUUGGCAAUAUUGCAGGGCUUCAGAUUCUCAAGUACAUAAAUUCUACCCCAAAACCAACAGCAACGAUUCUCCCAACAGUUGUAGUUCCACAGUAUAGACCUGCACCGGCCGUUGCAUUUUUUUCAUCGAGGGGUCCUGCACAGCUUACAGAAAACAUUCUCAAGCCUGAUAUAAUGGCUCCAGGAGUGGCCGUUUUAGCUGCCAUAGCUCCCAAGAAUGAAACAGGGACAGUCCCAAAUGGGAAGAAGCCAUCAAAAUUUUCCAUAAAAUCCGGGACAUCAAUGGCUUGUCCACACGUAACGGGGACUGCUGCAUUCAUCAAGUCAGUGCAUCGUCAAUGGACUACUUCCAUGAUCAAAUCAGCCCUUAUGACAACAGCAACCAUUUACAACAACAUGAAAAUGCCUUUGACAGACAACUCUAACCACUUUGCAAAUCCACACGAGGUGGGGGUCGGAGAAAUAAACCCACUUAAAGCUCUUAACCCGGGACUUGUCUUCGAAACCAAAAUAGAAAACUAUCUUGAAUUCCUUUGCUAUUACGGCUACCCAGAGAAGAAUAUAAGAUUUAUGUCAAACACAAAGUUCAACUGCCCCAAGAUCUCCAUUGAAGAACUCAUCUCUAACAUCAACUACCCGUCCAUCUCCAUUAGUAAGCUCAACCGGCGCCAACCUGCAAAGGCUAUUAAAAGAACCGUGACCAAUGUUGGAGCCCUGAAUUCUACGUACAUUGCCAAGGUUCAGGCUCCUGUAGGCUUAACAGUCAGUGUACUCCCGGAGAAGUUAGUUUUUGCUGAGGGUGUGAGGAGGGUGUCUUUCCAAGUGUCAUUUUACGGCAAGGAGGCUCGUAGUGGCUACAAUUUUGGGUCCAUAACAUGGUUUGAUGGUCAACACUCAGUUCGUACUGUGUUUAGUGUGAAUAUUGAGUAAAGUCGGAAUGUGAAAGUGUUAACUGCUUGGAGUGAUCUGAAAGAUAGAGUUCUUUAAUGUCAGGAGGGGUAAAAUGUAAAAGAAAAGGAAGACAAAAGUAGGAUAAGUAUUUUUAUGUCAUCACAAACCCGUUCCCAAUAUACAUAAAGAAAAAGAGCUAGUUCGAGUUGCAGGCUGAGGCUCAUUGGUGUUGCGUAGCGCGAAAAGAUGAGGUGAUGUUUCAGCCUUUUCGAUCUAAUAUACAAAUCCCCCAAACCUUUCGCCAUCUCCUUGUCUCUGUCUCUUUCAUUUUUUGUGUCCACUGUGCCAUCCGGCCGCUGUUUGACAAUGUAUUUUUGCUACUGUGAUUUAUAACUUACUUGAUUAUAUUUCCUCAUCUAUUUGGACAAUGAAUAUUACCUUUUUGUU